AUGAGAAAUAGGAGCGAUUUUACAACACAUGGCUUGCAUCUAAAUAAAAGAGGGAAGAAAUAUCUUGUAAAUUCAAUUCUAACAACUAUUAUAAAAGUGCACACGCGUAAGAACAAAGUUCUAGAGCACAAAGCCUCAACUCCAGAGAGAGCAAAUUUAUCUUUAAACUAAGAAGCAUAGACGAAACCCUAUUAAAAAAUAAGGUUGAGAGCACUAAGUCAAAUGAAUUCAAACUAAAGAGUAAAUUUAGAAUUAAGCUUAUUAUGCAAAAUAUUCAGUACCUUAAGGAAAAGAAAUUUUUACUGAGUGAUUUUCUCUAUGAGGAGGAACCACACAUAGUAUGUCUUUGUGAACAUGGACUAAAAAAUGAGGAAAUAGAACAACUCCGAAUUCACCCCGAGUAUGAUAUAAUAUCUUAUUUCAGUAGGAAGAAAUACAAAGGAGGUGGUGUUAUCAUAUUGGUACAUAAAAGCAUAAAAUCAAUACCAGUAAAUAUCGAGAGAAGCAGUGAGGAAAAAGUUUUUGAAUAUGCCAUGUGUCUGCUGCCUGAUUUAAAGAUUAGAGUGAUUGCCAUCUACAGAUCACCAAGCUCUAAUGUAAAUGAUUUCCUAGACAAGUUAAAUAAAAUGCUUGAUAAUGUAAGUCUGAAAGAACAACUAAUUAUCGCUGGAGAUUUUAACAUAAACCUAGACUCCGGAUGUAACGAUAAACAAGUUAGGGAUUUCUUGAAUAUCAUGAAAGAGAAUGGCUGUAAGCAUACAGUCUCAGAAUA
This is a messenger RNA of Bemisia tabaci, 772 nucleotides long. The record is from RefSeq and is a predicted model, not a curated record. Lineage: Eukaryota; Metazoa; Arthropoda; Insecta; Hemiptera; Aleyrodidae.